UCGGUCCAAUCGGCGGCUGCCGGGGGGCGGGGGCUGUCGUCAUGGCUGCGAGGAGGCGGGAGCGCGCGGUCGGCGGAGGUGCAGAGCAAAGCAGUGGGUCGGGGGCUGGAUAGACGGGUCUGUGAGCUGCAUUCAUUCAGCCGGCGGAGUCUUAACGCGCCAAGACCCAGCUAGAAGCUGUUAAGUCAUUUUUUACUGAAAAAGCAUUGAGCGAGGAGCCAAGGCUCCCCACUUCACUAAUUUGAUAUUGUGCAAGUUACCUUACCUCUCUGAAUCUCAGUUGCCUCAUCUGUAAAAAAGAGAUAAAAAUUCCUCAUCUAUCUAAAGGUCUCUGUUCUUAUGGAAGAAGAGGGUGAUAAGAGAAAGGAGAAGGCCGUUCUUACUGACCUGAUAAUGGAAGAAAAGUAGAUGAGGUGGAAGACCAUCCUCCUACAAGAUUGUUUUCUCUUGGUUACUUGUCUACUUCCUAGUCUUGAAGCUGUGCCUAUAGACAUAGACAAGACAAAAGUAAAAAAUGCUCAACCUGUGGACAGUGCAAAGAUAGAACCACCAGAUACUGGACUUUAUUAUGAUGAAUAUCUUAAGCAAGUGAUUGAUGUGCUGGAAACAGAUAGUCAUUUCAGAGAAAAACUCCAGAAAGCAGACAUAGAAGAAAUAAAGAGUGGGAGGCUAAGCAAAGAGCUGGAUUUAGUGAGUCACCAUGUGAGGACCAAACUUGAUGAGCUAAAAAGGCAAGAAGUGGCAAGGUUAAGAAUGCUAAUUAAAGCUAAAUUGGAUUCCCUUCAAGAUAUAGGCAUAGACCACCAUGCUCUUCUAAAACAAUUUGAUCACUUAAACCACCUGAAUCCUGACAAAUUUGAAUCUACAGAUUUAGAUAUGCUAAUCAAAGCGGCUACAAGUGAUCUGGAACACUAUGAUAAGACUCGACAUGAAGAAUUUAAAAAAUAUGAAAUGAUGAAGGAACAUGAAAGGAGAGAAUAUUUAAAAACAUUGAAUGAAGAAAAGAGAAAAGAAGAAGAAUCUAAAUUUGAAGAAAUGAAGAAAAAGCAUGAAAAUCAUCCCAAAGUUAAUCAUCCAGGAAGCAAAGAUCAACUAAAAGAGGUAUGGGAAGAGACUGAUGGAUUGGAUCCUAAUGACUUUGACCCCAAGACAUUUUUCAAGUUACAUGAUGUCAACAAUGAUGGCUUCCUGGAUGAACAAGAAUUAGAGGCUCUAUUUACUAAAGAGUUGGAGAAAGUAUAUGACCCCAAAAAUGAAGAGGAUGAUAUGGUAGAAAUGGAGGAAGAAAGGCUUAGAAUGAGGGAACAUGUAAUGAAUGAGGUUGAUACUAACAAAGAUCGAUUGGUGAGUCUAGAAGAGUUUUUGAAAGCUACAGAAAAAAAGGAAUUCCUGGAGCCAGAUAGCUGGGAGACAUUGGAUCAGCAACAGUUCUUCACAGAGGAAGAACUGAAAGAGUAUGAAAAUCUGAUCUCCCUACAAGAAAAUGAACUUAAGAAAAAGGCAGAGGAGCUUCAGAAACAAAAAGAAGAGUUACAACGUCAGCAUGACCAACUUGAGGCUCAAAAGCUGGAAUAUCAUCAGGUCGUACAGCAAAUGGAACAAAAAAAAUUACAACAAGGAAUUCCUCCACCAGGACCUGAUGAAGAAUCGAAGUUUGAGCCAUACAUAUAAAGUCCGAAGUCCACCAGAACUUGGAAGAAAACUGUUAAAUCAACAUCUGUGUCAUCUUUUUACCUCCCUUCAUUUUUUUUCUCUGCUCAAUAAAUAUUUUAAAGCAUA
Manis pentadactyla (Chinese pangolin) is the source of this 1779-nucleotide messenger RNA. It is a transcript of the gene NUCB2, whose product is annotated as nucleobindin 2. The transcript is spliced from 15 exons. The record is from RefSeq and is a predicted model, not a curated record. Gene Ontology annotation, molecular function: calcium ion binding. The coding region runs from base 409 to 1671 and encodes 420 amino acids. NCBI's taxonomy places the organism in Eukaryota, Metazoa, Chordata, Mammalia, Pholidota, Manidae. Gene Ontology annotation, cellular component: extracellular exosome; endoplasmic reticulum-Golgi intermediate compartment.